This is a messenger RNA of Motacilla alba alba, 1506 nucleotides long. RefSeq names its product transmembrane protein 205 (gene TMEM205). The transcript has 3 exons. The record is from RefSeq and is a predicted model, not a curated record. The coding region runs from base 605 to 1198 and encodes 197 amino acids. NCBI's taxonomy places the organism in Eukaryota, Metazoa, Chordata, Aves, Passeriformes, Motacillidae.
AGUAUUGAUGGGCUACUCCCAGAAGCUUUGUUUUAAUUAAUUUUCAGAGCGCUCCUUGCAGUGGAUCAGGCAGCUCCUUCAAAGUCUCCUUCCACCCACUGCCCGUGCUCUUGUGCAGGGUCUGGGGCAGGGGGUGGGCCUGGGAGCCCCCCUGCUCCUUCGAGCCCCCAGGCUUUUGGUUAAACAGUGCAGAAGCUGUUGCUGUUUUUAAACAGGGGGGCUUCCCCCUGGGAAGAGGCCUCUGAUGGCCACAGCGUGGGCAGGUGGAUUUGUCACAGCUUUUCUCCUCCCCUUUUCAUUGACUUUCUGCUCGUUCCUGCUGCCAGGGGUCAGUGGGGCGUUGGCUGGACUUUGCCAAAAGUCCACCCCAGCCAUGAGGCUCCCAGGUGCUGACGCAGUGCCCUGCCCUGAGAUACGAGGGGACUGAACAGCAGCUUUGCAGCCCGCUCGGGUGUGUGGUGCUGAGGCUGGAACGGGGCUGUGCCAGCUCCAAAGCUUUCCCUGAGUAAGCAGGUUUGGGAACCUGAACUGCAUUUGCCCUGCGAGCAGCAAGGUGACAGCAGCAACCACAGCUCAGCGCCGAACCCGGGGUGACCUGGCUGCCAUGAAGGGACCUGUCCCCAUCCAGGACGCCAUGGCGAGCGACACGGAGCCCUCCAACACCAUCAAGCUGCUGCACCUGCUUUUCCUCUCCACCUCCUGGGGAAUGCAGGUCUGGGUGACCUUUGUGGCCGGGUUUGUGAUGAGCAGGCACCUGCCUCGCCACACCUUCGGCUCCAUCCAGCGGGAGCUCUUCCCCUACUACUUCCACAUCAGCUCCACCUGUGCCUUCCUCAACCUGACCCUGUUUGCCAUGUCCCACCCCAGCGAGAGCCUCAGCGAGGAGCACAAGACCCAGAUCAUCGUCUUCCUCGUGUGCGCGGCCGCCUCCGUGCUGAACACGCAGUGCUUCGGGCAGGUGGCCUCCGACCUGGUGGCCGAGCUGCAGCUGGUGGAGCGCAGCCACGGGCUGGGGCAGGAGCUGGGGCCGGCAGCCAGCGAGCCCCGCCGGCAGCUCCGCGCCUCCGACCCCAGCUACCGGCGGCUGGCCCGGCGCUUCGCCCUCCACCAUGCUCUGUCCUCGCUCUGCAACCUCCUGUGCAUCGUGUGCAACGGGCUGAGCCUGUGCCACCUGGCUGGCCAGCUCUCUGCCCUCUGAGGGCACUGCCAGGGGAUGGCUGGACAGUGCCCACCCCCUGCUGCCUGGCUGUAAAGCAACCCCCAGCUCCGGGCAUGAAACUGCAGCAUCCUCGCGUGGAGAGACUCGUGCUGUGUUGGAAUUUAGGAAUAGUGAAAUGCUGCAGCCAGCCUCUGAGAUCGAAGCAGGAGUGUUUUAUGGCUGAACAGCUUUCUAACGCCCCAUGCACUGGCUGUGUCUAAAGCUGCAGUGUACUCCUGCAGAAGAGAAAGAAAUGAGAGACUGAGAAUUAGUUCUAAUUAAAAGCCAAAUGCUAAUACAGAAGUGCA